Messenger RNA from Epithele typhae, 1002 nucleotides. RefSeq lists its product as uncharacterized. The record is from RefSeq and is a predicted model, not a curated record. Bases 1 to 1002 code for a protein of 333 amino acids. The transcript has 21 exons. Lineage: Eukaryota; Fungi; Basidiomycota; Agaricomycetes; Polyporales; Epitheliaceae.
AUGUCAAGUACCGCUAUCCCGCCCCUGGACAACACCUACGGCUCUGUGCUCAUCGGAACCUGCCUCGGGCUUAUCCUCUACGGCGUCACGCUUCUUCAGUCGUACCGAUACUUCCAGCUGUUCCCCGCGGACCGCCCGUUCCUCAAAAUGCUGGUUGUAGCUAUGCUCAUCCUUGAGACACUGUACACGGUGUUGAGCAUGCACAUAUGUUAUUGGUCCUUGGUCACAAACUACGCCAAUCCGCAGGCGUUGUUCACCGGUCGCAGUGUUUGGUCACUUGCCUUCCUCCCUCUAGCGUCGGGUCUCCUCAUGAUGACCAGCCAGAUUUUCUUCCUACGGCGGAUCAUAAUCGUCGGACGCAAGUACUGGCCAUGCGCAGGUGUAGCGAUUAUGCUGAUCAUCACGCAAGUCUCGUUCGAAUCCCUUGCAACCCAGAGAGCUUUCACGCUUGAUGUCAGUAACGUCCACGAGAUCUUUGGCCCCAGCUCUACUGGCGCUGUGUUCGCUCUGGCCGCCGACCUGAUCAUCACUGGGACGUUGAUCCUCUCACUAUGGCAGAGCAAGACCGGCUUUAGCCAGACGAACACUCUGCUGAACAAGCUUAUAUUGUACUCCGUUAACACCGGUCUGAUUGCUGGCGCGAUCAACGUCAUCUCAGUAAUUCUAGCCUUCCGGUUUCAGCAGACGCUGCUCACCUUCGCGCCUGGUAUCAUCUGCGUGCGCUUCUACGCAGUCUCGAUGAUGGCCGCUCUCAACACCCGCGCAUCCCUCAAGGGCCGUGGUCGUAGCACCAACGGGACCUCAAACGGUGCUAGCGGCCUCGAGAUGAACACCCCGGUAAACAUCAAGCUCCAGUCCCGUCCCCAGGUGCAGAAUAUCGACGUCAGCGUCAACGUCGAAGAGCACAGCGACAUGCACAAGCAGCCGGUCCAGAGCGACGGCGUGUCGGACGACUUCGACGAGACGCGCAAGGUGCAGCACGGUCGCUUCAACGCGGUUUGA